Trichoderma aggressivum f. europaeum is the source of this 2256-nucleotide messenger RNA. RefSeq lists its product as uncharacterized. The transcript is spliced from 3 exons. Lineage: Eukaryota; Fungi; Ascomycota; Sordariomycetes; Hypocreales; Hypocreaceae. The record is from RefSeq and is a predicted model, not a curated record. The coding region runs from base 1 to 2256 and encodes 751 amino acids.
AUGUGUGCCUCCUAUAGAUACGAGCGACGACCGCAGCCUCGGGCUACCUCUUACGAGAGGACCGCUGGCUACGAGAGGCGCCGCAGCCCACCAUCCUACGAGAGCGAAGAAGACUCUCAGGAGGACUACACGGACUACGACGACUACGACGACGACGUUCAGCCUUCCGACUCUGCCUCCACAAACCACGGCGGCAGGCCACAGCUACGCACCCGCCCCUCGGAACAAGCCGCCGCGAGGCGCCAACGCCCAGCGGCUAGACAAGACGCCUCCUACCAUCAGCAGGUGCAGUCUUAUGCACCCGCCGCACCGCCCAGCGUGGAUCCGUCCGAAGAAUACGGCCACUAUGGCCACUAUGGCCAUGGCCAGCAUCAGCAGCACCCAGCUGGUCGCAACGGCUACUACGGCCGUGGACAUCCGUCUUAUCCCCCUCAGCAGCAAAAUCAUGUAGGCCCGUACAUGGGCUACAACGGCGGCAACCAAAUGACGCCCUACGGCAACUACGGCGCCAAUCCCUUCUCCGCCAACGGCUCCAACGCUGGCAGCUACUAUGGGGGGGAUCAGAGGCACAUGUAUGACAUGAUGCCCUAUGGCGCUCCGCCUCCAGGUCCCUACUAUAACGGACCACCUGGGGCCCACUACAACAACUUGCCGCCUCAUAUGCAGCAAUACCACUUGCCGCAGCCACCGCAGCCACCGCCAACUGAAGCUCCCGCCCCCGCUACACCUCCGGCCCCGAAAGAGCCCACUCCGGCUCCGCCCCCGCCGCCCGAUCCUGAAAAAGAGCGUCUGCAAAAGGAGCUUGCUGAAUUCAAGGCCGAACAGGAGAGGGCCAAGGAAGCAGCAAAGCAGCGAGAGCUGGAGGAGAAGAUCCGCAAGGAUGCCGAGGAUGCCCUGGCGAGGAAGAUGGAGGAAAUGAGACUGCAGCAGGAGGAGGCCAAGAAAGAGAUUGAGCGAGCUCGAUUGGAAGCUGAUCGCAUUGCUCGUGAAAGAAUCGAGGCCGAGAGGAAGGCAGAAGAGGAUAGAAGGCGACAGCAUGCCGAAGCUAUGGCCCGGGCAGAGGAAACUGCGAGACUCAAAUUCCAAGCAGAAAUCAAGGCAGCUGAAGACCGGAGGAGGAGAGAAGACGAAGACCGCGCCCGGGCUGAGGAGGCAGCUCGUCUCCGUCUAGAGGCCGCCAUCAGGGCAGAAAGCGCUGCCAAGGCGGCUGCUGAAAAGAAGGCCGCCGAAGAAGCUGCCCGGAUUGAAGAGCAAACCCGCCUCCGGCUUGAAGCUGCCAUGAAAGCCGAGGCCGAAGCCAAGGCAGCCGCGGCUGCGAGAGCUGCCGAAGAAGCUGCCCGGAUUGAGGAAGCAGCCAGAGCCCGUGUCGAGGCGGCUCUCAAGGCCGAGGCCGACGCCAAGGCCGCAGCGGCAAAGAAGGAGGCUGAAGAGGCCGAGAGACUCAGAUUGAUCCACGAAGAAGCCAAACUCAAGGCCGAGGCUGAACACCGGGCCCGGCUCGAAGCAGAAAGAGAGGCCGCACAAAAAGCUGCUGAAGCCGCUGCCGCUGCAAAGGCCGAGGCUGAGGAACUGAGGAAGAGGAUCCAAGAUGAGACCAGGGCCACCAUUGAAGAAGCAACUAGGAAAGCAGAGGAGGCUGCCAAAAAGGCGGAGUUGGCUCCUAUCAAGUUCAAAGAUGCCGUUGGUCGGAAGUUUAGCUUCCCCUUUCACUUGUGCAAUACCUGGCAGGGAAUGGAGGAGUUGAUUAAGCAGGCCUUUUUACAGGUGGAUGUUCUAGGUCCACAUGUCCAAGAGGGCCACUAUGACUUGAUCGGUCCUAAUGGCGACAUCAUCCUUCCCUCUGUCUGGGAGAAGGUGAUUGAGCCGGAUUGGGCCAUUACCAUGACCAUGUGGCCGCUCGACAAGGCGCCACCGGUUGGCGGCCCAAAACUUCCACCUGGGAUGCCACCGAUGCCGAAUAAGGACCAUCUGCCCCCGGGAAUGCCACCCCUCAACCGACCAAGACCCGGCGGCAUUAAUAUUCCUCCUCCGCCGCCUCCUGGUUGGCACGGAGGAGGACUAGGAGGAGGAAUACACGGAGGAGGUGGUAGUGGUGGUGGUAUUCCUCCUCCGCCUCGGGGACCGCCAAUUGUGCCCCCCAAUAUCAAAAUUGUCAAUGCUGCGCCGCCCAAGAAGAAGAGUGGCGGCGGUAGCAGUAGCAAGCAAAAUGUCGGCGUGCUUAGCUUCCUUUCUGGAAAGCCUGUGAAAAAGAAGUAA